UUGAUCAAAAGCCCGCGUCCGAUAUUCUUGACACGACUUAGCAGGAAAUAUCAUAUUGGUGUCAGUUAAUUUCCCAAGUUAGACAAUUCAGUGGUGUGUUAAGCCAUAGAGCUUCUUACUGAGUUGAAUCACUGAUCAGGGGAAGAGUAUUUGGAGAUUCACGGAAAAUUAAGCAUACAGAUGUCAAACAGCACAGUCAUACCGCCUAUUAACCUCAUACAAGAAAAUGGCUACACUGAGGUGCCAAGAACACCGCUGGUCAUAAUUUUAGCGUUUCUGUCAUUUAGCACUGUCCUCGGGAACUGCGUGAUAUGCUUUGCCAUCUACAAUCAUCCUGCCUUGCGUCAUGUGACCUACUUGUCAAUUUUCAGCCUGGCGAUCGCGGACUCUUUAGCAGGCCUGGUUGCCAUGCCAAGUUAUAUCUUGAAAAAGUUUACAUGGGAUGAACCAACGCAGACAAUUGUAUGCGAUAUUUUUCGUUCUUCGUAUUUCCUGACGGGUUACGCUUCCAUUCUAAGUUUAUCAGUCAUCAGCGUGGAGCGCCUUAUCGCAGUGAGAAAUCCGCUGAACCACGUAAUUAUUGUCUCACGUCGUCGAGUAGUGCUGGCACUGGUCUUUGCAUGGGUGGACGCCCUUCUGGUUUCGUCACUUCCUUUCUUCCCAUGGGAACCAAACAAUCCGUAUAAGGAAUGCAGCUACAGUCCGACUCGCUGGUGGAGCAUUAUGGUCAUCAUAUCCAAUGUAAUGACUCCAUUCCUUGUCAUUGUAAUUUGCUACAGUCUCAUGUAUCUAACAGCCCAAUCCCAUGUCAAAAAAAUGUCAAAGAACAGUAGGCAGCUAUCCCACAACAGUAAAAAUUCCGCCAAGAAUCACAAAGAACGCCGAGCUAACAUUACCAUCAUGAUUGUGAUUGGCGUCUUUGUGUUGUGCUGGUUUCCAUCCUGUUUAUAUUAUUUCCUUCAGAAAACCUGUCCGCAAUGCUUCUCUGAAGCAUUCAAAGCCAAACAGAGUCUUGUCAAUGCUUUAGUGAAGGUUCUGACUUUCACUUCGUCCUUUUUGAAUCCCAUAAUUUAUUGCUGGAGAAGUCGCGAGUUUAGAAGCGUAUUUCUGAAAAUUUGCCGCCGAAAGAAGCGCAGCUUUUCUAAUUCAUUUUCCAGUCAUUUUAACAUUCGCGUUUCACGACGGAACAGUAAUGAUCAAACAAGGCCUCGACGUUCUACAGCAGAAGAAGUUGUUAUUAACAAAGAAACUCUCGAAUUACUAGUAAACAGUAAAUCAAGUAGUGUGUAAAACGUUUUACUUAAAAAAAAAGUUUUACCUGUUGAUCACGGUCUGCGGUUGCCCCUAACAUUUGUAUCAAGCCAAAAACUUUACAAGCUACUCAUUAACAAACAGAUGCCAUGUUGCUGUGCCUCUGUUUAGUAAUAGAUCACUGAUGAGAAGUUAGAGGAGUUGUUAAUACUUGAAGAUAGAUAGAGAAUGUAAUAGAUGGGUGCGCGUGGAUAUGGAAUUUCUCUUCGAGUGUUUUACUCGAUAGCUCACGAGAGAGCGCAGCGAACGAGUGAGGUGUUGAGUUGAACACGAGAAGAGAAAUUUCAUAUCUACAAGCAACCAUGUAUUAUUUUUUCAUCAUAUAAACACAAUAGCCCUUUACUGACAAGAAAAGAAAACCUUGUGAAUGAAUGAAAAUAAAAGGAUCGACAAUCCC
Pocillopora verrucosa is the source of this 1708-nucleotide messenger RNA. Its product is annotated as histamine H2 receptor-like. Lineage: Eukaryota; Metazoa; Cnidaria; Anthozoa; Scleractinia; Pocilloporidae. Gene Ontology annotation, cellular component: plasma membrane; dendrite. Gene Ontology annotation, molecular function: neurotransmitter receptor activity; G protein-coupled serotonin receptor activity; serotonin binding. Gene Ontology annotation, biological process: G protein-coupled receptor signaling pathway, coupled to cyclic nucleotide second messenger; chemical synaptic transmission; adenylate cyclase-inhibiting serotonin receptor signaling pathway. The record is from RefSeq and is a predicted model, not a curated record.